AUGGAAGAUGCUGGGGCCCCCCCGCUCUGCUUCCCCAGCCUGAACUCCUCCUGCAGGCGGCUGCUGCGGCCGCGCUCAGAGACCGCUCUCCUCUACACGCUGCUGGCCUCCGUCUCCCUGCUCACCGUGACCCUCAACCUGCUGGUCAUCAUCUCCAUCUCUCACUUCAGGCAGCUCCACACCCCCACCAACUCCCUGCUCCUGUCCCUGGCCGUGUCCGACCUGGUGGUGGGGCUGCUGGCCAUGCCCGUGGAGGGCCUGCGUCACAUGGAGACGUGUUGGCUGCUGGGGAGGCUGAUGUGCGCUCUGACUCCUUAUCUGUCCUACUGUCUGCUCUCUGCCUCUUUGGGCAACAUGGUGCUCAUCUCUAUAGACCGCUACCUGGCCAUCUGCGACCCGCUGCUCUAUUCCUCCAAGAUCACACUGAACAGGGUGAAAGUGUUAAUCUGUCUGUGCUGGGCCUUCUCUCUUCUCUAUAAUGGGCUGAUUCUGAUGGACCACUUGGCGUGGCCGGAGAGAUACAACUCCUGCCACGGAGAGUGUGUGGUGGUCAUUAGCUUCAUCUCAGGAAUUGUUGACCUCUUCGUCACAUUUGUCGGGCCCUGUUCCCUCAUGGUGGUUCUGUACAUACGGGUGUUUGUGGUUGCUAUUUCUCAAGUGCGUUUAAUUCGACAUGCUGCCGCUACUAAUACGAGAUCAGGUUUAACUGCUAGAAUAUCAGAGAGGAAAGCAGCCAGGACUCUUGGGAUAGUGAUCGCUGUGUUUCUAUUGUGCUUCUGCCCGUAUUACUAUCCCUCUCUCGCGGGUCAGGACACCUCCAAUAGCUUGUCGUACUUUGCCAUUCUGUCCUGGGUCAUGUUAAUGAACUCCUGCAUGAACCCUCUGAUUUACGCACUGUUCUACCCCUGGUUUAGAAAAUCUAUCAAACUUAUCAUAACGCUUAAGAUACUGCAGCCUCGCUCAAAGGAAGUCAACAUCCUAUCGACAUAG
Limanda limanda (common dab) is the source of this 990-nucleotide messenger RNA. RefSeq names its product trace amine-associated receptor 13c-like. Gene Ontology annotation, cellular component: membrane. Gene Ontology annotation, molecular function: trace-amine receptor activity. Lineage: Eukaryota; Metazoa; Chordata; Actinopteri; Pleuronectiformes; Pleuronectidae. The transcript has a single exon. Gene Ontology annotation, biological process: G protein-coupled receptor signaling pathway. The coding region runs from base 1 to 990 and encodes 329 amino acids. The record is from RefSeq and is a predicted model, not a curated record.